Lucilia sericata (common green bottle fly) is the source of this 2438-nucleotide messenger RNA. RefSeq names its product trichohyalin. NCBI's taxonomy places the organism in Eukaryota, Metazoa, Arthropoda, Insecta, Diptera, Calliphoridae. The coding region runs from base 325 to 2091 and encodes 588 amino acids. The record is from RefSeq and is a predicted model, not a curated record. The transcript has 3 exons.
CUUUGCGCCGAACGUCUUUCAAAAUCUAAACAAUUUUUAAAAAUUUAAAUCAACUUUUUACAAUUUGUCAAUUUAACGGAAUUCUGUUAAUAACAUCCACUGCUUCGUUAACAGAGUUCACCAACGCAGCAACACUAUUGUCCAUGGAAACGAACAUUUAUUUAUUUUCAAAAAUAUUUUAACACAGCAAUCGUUGUUCCUUUUGUUAAAUUGAAAAAUUAAAAUUUAAAAACAGAAAAAAAAAUUAUUUUUUUUGCAAAAAAUCUUAUAAAAUUUAAUUUUUUCCUUUAAUUUCCUUAAAAUAAAAUCCGUUUUCGUACCAACAUGUCGGCAGAUUUGAAAAAGUUGGAUAACAAAAAUGAAGAUGUAGUCAAACCUGGUGCAUUUACUCGAGCACCUAAGCCGAUAGUCUUAUCUUCCCAGCGUUUUAAUAAAAUUGUUAAUAAUGCUACCACCACGGAUCAUUCAAAGGCUGUUGCAGAGGCGGAAGAGAUUCAAAAAUACAAGGAGCAGCUGAAGGCGGGCAAUGAUGAGUUAGUGGCUCAAUUUAAGGGCAAUAUGCAGAGAACCCAGGAACAGAAGUUGCAGCAGAUUAAAGAGCAAAUGGAUAAGAAAAAUAAACAAGGCAUCGCCGACUAUGAGCAGGCUAAAGAAAACGAAGCACAGAAGCGUCAAGAGAAAAUUGCUAAAGCUCAACAGAUUAUGGAACGCCUUAAGCCAGGUCCGCGAGAAUUACAUAGCGCUGUGCUACAAAGUGAAGUGUUGAGAGCCCGCAAUGUACAACGCAGCAUAAAUGAAGAAUUCGAAAAGGUAGCGUUAAAACAAGAACGUGAAACUAAGAAAAUGUGUAAUGAACAAGCUUUAAGUUGGAUUGGUGAGGAGCAACAACGUCUCAAUGAACGUCAAAAGAAUACUAUUGCCUAUAAGAAGGAACUAUUGCAGACCAUCAAUGAAAAUCAAAAACAACGUUAUGAACAAAAGAGACAAAUGAUAAAGGAGCAACAGGCCGCCAGAGAAGCUACCGAUUUAGAGAUCAAAGCACAAAUCGAAAAGGAAAAGGCUAUAAUGGAAAAGAAAAAGGAAGCUUUAAGGAAGAAUGCCUUGGAAGCAAUGAAAAUGGUGGAACAGAGGAGAUUAAGAGAUCGUAUGGUAGAAGAAGUCGAGGAUCGUUUAUGUUGCGUUUACAAUACUGGCAAAAGCCAGUUAGAUGCACUACGAGCCGAACAGACCAAGAAACUAGCUAACGAGCAACAAUUAAAGAUAGAGGCAGAAGUUAAGAAAUUAACCAAUAUCGAAGACAAAUCUAAAGCCCUCGAAUCUGAACGUGUAAGACGUGACAUCACAACAAUGCAAUUGAAAUUUACCGCUGAAGAACAGGAGAAGGUACGCAAAGAUAAAGCUGCCAAACAGGCUCGCAUAGAGGCUUAUCUCAAAGAAAUGGAACAACAAAAGGAGGCGAAACGUAAAUUGGACGAAGAAAAACGUUUCGAUAUGGCUCAACGUUUCAAAAAUACCGAAGUCAAUUGUUUAUUCAAUGAAAAACAAAGAGCCGAGAAAUUGCGGCAAUUCCAAGAUGUACGUACUCAACUCAACCAGCAAAUUGAGGAAAAUAAAACACAAAAAUUGGCUGAAAAACAAGCUGCUAUUAGUUGCUCGGAUAACAGUGUGGAGAAAGAACAUAAAUUCUUCCUGGAAUAUGCUCGUAAUCUUAUGGAAGAUGCUCAACAAAAGGGUAGACCUUUAUAUCCUUUCGUUAAGGUGGUGCAUCAAUAUAAACGUGACAAUCAAAUUGAUUGUGAUCGUAAAGUAGCCAAACAUUUGCAAUCUAAUGUUCCUAUUGGGGAGAAACGCCCAAACACUCAAUUAACUGCAGAGAAAACUGAUAAAGAGCCUCAGGAUUCCACCAGAGAAAGUAUUUUACAGAACUGCUUAAAAAUCAAUGAAAUUGUCAAGGCCGAUUCAAGCCAACAGGAGACCAAAACUGCUGCAGAUAAUGAGGUACCCAAAGAUGAUUGUGCCUUACAUCAUUUACGCUACAGCAUGGAUGAGUUAAAGAAAAUGAAUCAGUUCUCAGCACCCACUUGUCAUUAGAGCUAUUUGCUGAUCAUUAGUUGCAUUAACUUUUUCUAAAUAAAUAAAAUAGAAAAUUAAUUUUUUAUUAAUUUAUUUAUUAAAAACUUGAAAAUUCAUUAUAAAAAAAUUCAAAAAUUAUUUAAAAUUGUAUAAAAAAUAGCAAAAAUAUUUAGGUCUCAAACCUUUUUUAAAUACAUCAUAAUCUUAUUUGUUAAUUGUUAACUUAUUUUUAGUAAAUUUGCAGUAGAUUGGUUUGUUGUUAACUUUUUUUAGUUUAAAUUAUUUUGUUGUUGUUUAAUUUGAGAUUCUUGUUUAAAAAUUAGUUUUUCUUUUAGUUUAAAUAAAAUUUUUAUUUUGUUGAUUAU